UAUAUCCACAGAGUAAACAGCCCGAGUCAGUGUUGCAGGCGAUCACCCCGGCAACACUUGAUGGGAGAUAAGCAGUCAACAGUUGCUGCCCUUUGACCAUAGUUUGUGUCCUGCAGCUCGCAUGUAUACGACUUCUAGCUAACUGCUUGAUCAAGGGAAAAGAUUUUUCACAGUAAUGAAGAUGCAGCUCAUCGUUAUUCUCGUUGUUCUCAUUGCUGGCCCUUGUCAUGCUACUCCCAUGGAGAACUACACGCCUCAGCAGGUGAAACCUUUGUUUAAUCAAAUGAGAAUGUACGGAGAUAAAAAGAAGAAGGAGAGUGAAAUCGAUUACCGACAAUUUCUGGUACUACUAGUAGCUUCGCACGAUGAAAUUUUGCACGGGCCAAUUGAAGAUUUCAAAGACCCGCAUUUCACACACAACUUUGAGAAUGGCAACUACAAGGACAGAGUAAUGCUUGUCAUUAAUCAGGACCAACAACAUGGGGAAAUCCAGUGUACGGACGACGGAAUACUCGCCGAAAAACUCGCAAAUUUCAGACUGAUAAAGCAAAACGAGUUUCCCAUUAUCAUGAUGUAUUCAUAUUACAUCCCUUGUGCAGAUAUUCCGAACCUUGGCUAUUCCUGCUCCGAAGAGUUAGCGAUCUUUGCGUCCUGGAACAGUCAAAAAACCGGCCUUUUGGUAGCGUACACUGACAUUUUUCAUCUAACUGAUGAAGAAAAGGCUAAAAAUUUUAUGCUUCAUGCAGGCAUACCCGCAUUUAGAUUCCAGGAGACCCAACCUCGAAAAUGGGAACUUGUUUCUGUCUAUACAGUACAGCCUGUACAACAAGUUCCUCUGCUCCUCAGCCUGUUCCAGUGUAUUAGCGGAACUGUAAAUCGCGCGAGAUUAUCGGAGAAUACAGUCGUCCAGAAGCAGAUCAUUGCCUUCUAUGUCAAUUCCAUGGCCUACCAGUGUUUCUCAAAAGAGACUGCAAGACUGAGAGACUCAAACAGACAACACCUGCAGUCAUGCUUCUGUGGCUAUGCUAGAGCCAGUAUCGGCGAUGAUUCCAAACACUCUGAGAAGGUGGCUGAGGACAAGCAGUACAUCACUGCCUGUGCAAACUCAGUCUUCGAUCCGGUGAUAUUACUGCCUGGUCAACCAGUUCGCCCAUUUGAUCCAUAUUCUUACUCAUGGGAAAGCACCUCAGACCCUCGCCUUAGUCAGGUCUUUCCUCAGUCUCCGGACAGCAGUCGGGGAAGACACCAAAUCUCUUGCUUGGAAGCAGACCUGACACUGGAGUCUCUGUGCACACGAAGAGGCUCCAAAAAGCGACCCCAGUCUCCGUCUGAGGGACCAAAAACGAAAAAGCCUCAAAUGGCAGCUGGAAGAGGAAGAGGUUAAAGAAAACAAGAAUCUGAGAUUAAACGAGGGAAACAAAGGUAGAAAGACGUUAUGGAGAAGGAAAAGUACAACGAGUGGGAAGAAACUGGAUUAAGAGAGGAAAAUGGAGACAUUUAUUAUUCUGUUAGAGAUUCUACUUUGACUAAUACUCACUACCCGUGACUUCUUUAUACUUAUCAUGAAGACAUACACUGUUGUAUAAAAUGAAAUUUUAAUAUAAAAUAAUUGUUGUUAAAUAAUAAGACAUAUUGUGCGCACGAACAACAGCACAAGCUUGCCAAAGUUGGCCACGUGACACUCCACAAAUAACACAGCACCCAUCAGAAUUGACCUAAGGGAGAAGGGAGGAUAAUUUCGAAAUCGAAAAAAAUUCCUGCUAGGCGGGCGGCAAGGAUCAGAGCAACUUAGAAGUAAUCCAUUGUAGUAAUGUUUAAUUUUACGAUCGAUUAUUUUAGAAAUAGUAUCUUAAUAAAUAAAAUAAUAAGCGAAAAUUCAUCAUUUAAUUUAGACGCAUAAAAAAAAAACUGAAGUUGAAAUUUUUAGACUAAAAGAAAAAUCGCACAUCAUUUACAGCUUCCCAAUCUCACACCUAAUAUAUGACAGUUAUGAUUUUACUUUUAAGAUAGUUCAUUAUGUUUUUGUAUCUUGGCCUUUAUGUACCAUAAUGCACUUAAAAAUUUCUUACUGUCAUUUAAUAAUCACUUGUCAUUUUACACUCACUUUCUAUUAUAUAAAGAUCGCAUGGCUCUUUGUCAUAUAACUACAAGUUGUUGGUUGAAAAUGCAUCCGCGAAAUUUCCCACUAACACUCAAUUAUACGUAGUUGUAAAUUUAUUACAGCAUUGCACUGUAUUUCCUACAAAUCAAAGCUGUUGUUUAUGUCGUUUACUACAGCACAUAAUUAUAAUUAUUCUAACAGGCAACCCAAUGCAUUUAGAUAUUACAGCACAUUAUUAUAUGUCACAUUUAUUACUUUAGAUUAUAGUUCAGUUAAUCAGAUUAUUAUAUUAAUUUUGUAUUAAUCAUAUAUUAUUUUGUAUUAACCUAGCGAGAUUAAUUGGUUCUAAUAUUUUUAGUACUUUUGAUAUAAAAUGUAUGUGCUUUAACAAAUAUUCGUUGCACUGAUAAUAAACAACAUUCAAACAGG
This is a messenger RNA of Pomacea canaliculata, 2530 nucleotides long. RefSeq lists its product as uncharacterized. The record is from RefSeq and is a predicted model, not a curated record. Lineage: Eukaryota; Metazoa; Mollusca; Gastropoda; Architaenioglossa; Ampullariidae. The transcript is spliced from 2 exons. The coding region runs from base 176 to 1384 and encodes 402 amino acids.